AAGGGCGCUGCUGACGUAGCAGGACAUCCGGGUCUCCUUCCAGUGUCGCAAACCCGCGCGGGGUUUGUGGUGGUGGUACAUUUUCAGGAGUCCCUGGUGCCCGCGUCGGAUUGACCGUGGGCGCGGCCCCCUUCUCAGCUACUGGACCCCGACUGAGCCCGGCCGCCCCGCGUUGGUGAGCGCGCGAGAAAGAGCAGAAAAUGCCUAAAAAAAAGACUGGUGCCAGGAAGAAGGCCGAGAACCGUAGGGAACGUGAAAAGCAACUGAGAGCAUCAAGAAGCACUGUUGAUUUAGCUAAACACCCAUGUAAUGCUUCAAUGGAAUGUGACAAGUGCCAGAGGCGGCAGAAGAAUAGAGCAUUUUGUUAUUUUUGUAAUGCUGUACAGAAGUUACCAAUCUGUGCACAAUGUGGAAAGACGAAGUGUAUGAUGAAGUCUUCAGACUGUGUUAUAAAGCAUGCUGGUGUAUACAGUACUGGCCUUGCAAUGGUGGGUGCAAUAUGUGACUUCUGUGAAGCGUGGGUUUGCCAUGGCCGAAAGUGUCUCAGCACGCACGCCUGCACCUGCCCUCUUACUGAUGCUGAGUGUGUUGAGUGUGAACGAGGUGUAUGGGACCAUGGAGGCAGAAUAUUCAGUUGUUCUUUUUGCCAUAACUUUCUCUGUGAAGAUGAUCAGUUUGAGCAUCAAGCCAGUUGUCAAGUUUUGGAGGCAGAAACAUUUAAGUGUGUUUCUUGCAAUCGGCUUGGUCAGCAUUCAUGUCUCCGUUGUAAGGCUUGUUUUUGUGAUGAACAUACAAGAAGCAAGGUGUUUAAACAGGAAAAAGGAAAACAACCUCCUUGUCCUAAAUGUGGACAUGAAACUCAGGAGACAAAGGAUCUUAGCAUGUCAACGCGUUCCCUGAAAUUUGGCAGGCAGGCUGGAACUGAAGAGGGAGAUGGUGCUUCUGGGUAUGAUGCUUAUUGGAAGAAUCUUUCCUCUGACAAGUAUGGAGAUGCUGGCGGCCGUGAGGAAGAGGAGGAGGAGUAUGAAGCAGAGGAUGAUGAAGAGGAAGAAGAUGAAGGGGGAAAGGAUUCAGAUGCUGAGUCGUCAGAUUUAUUUACUAAUUUGAAUUUAGGAAGGACCUAUGCCAGUGGCUAUGCUCACUUUGAGGAACAAGAGAACUAGGUGAGCUGCCUGCCCAGCCAGUGGUGGCUCUUUGUGAGAGGUAACAGGAAAUCUGUUGUGAUGAAUCAUGUGUGGGUAUUGAGAAGUACCCUCAGCUGGACCUUGUCUAAAGACGAGUCACACUGGGCCAAGUAGUAGGGGAUAGCAUUUUAAAGGCUGUCAGUGUAAGAAAAUGCGUCUCAAGUAUAAGACUUACUUCAUUGGUCCAGAAAAAUAUAUCGUGGAUUGAAGUAUAAUUGAUUUCAGUAAUUUAGUAGGAUUUUGGCAAUUAGACACAUACAUACAUAUACAUAUAUAUAUAUAUAUAACAAAAGGAUAGAAUGGUAAUAUAUUUAUUUGAAAUUACUGAUUUUAUUAAAAAACAUUGCUUAUAGAUUCAUUGUUUGAUUUUGUAAAAUGUAAUGGAUAACAUGGAUUAGUGUUUUUUUAUGUCUCCACAGAAUGAAAGUUGUAUGUUGUAUCCUAAAUUUCAUUAAAUAUCGCUGUUAAGUAGUCAUUCAUGUUUUUAACAGUUGACCCACUUCUUCACGAUGAAUGUCCUUAACAGUACCUGUUUUUAAUGCUUAUUUUCAGAUGUGAUCAGCCAGCUGUUUUUUAGAGACACAGUAAUAGAAAUAGUAUUAGUUUUCUUUUUGAAUAAAUCUAGUACUAUUUCACUAAA
Molecule: messenger RNA, 1824 nt
Organism: Cavia porcellus (domestic guinea pig)
Lineage: Eukaryota; Metazoa; Chordata; Mammalia; Rodentia; Caviidae
Gene: Noazfp
Product: zinc finger protein 330
Exons: 10
Coding region: 201-1163 (320 amino acids)
Cellular component (GO): nucleus
Molecular function (GO): zinc ion binding
Source: RefSeq, a predicted model, not a curated record